Jaminaea rosea is the source of this 5828-nucleotide messenger RNA. RefSeq lists its product as hypothetical. The record is from RefSeq and is a predicted model, not a curated record. Lineage: Eukaryota; Fungi; Basidiomycota; Exobasidiomycetes; Microstromatales. The transcript has a single exon. The coding region runs from base 226 to 5706 and encodes 1826 amino acids.
GCUUGCUCAAGCAGCCCAGAGGCAGUCAACUCAGCCUCGUUGCCUGACUCGCUCCUUUACUCCUGACCAAAACAGACAUCUCACCUCGACUACCUACUCUCAUUCCCACCAUCCCAUACCCUCUAGUCGAACAGUAUCUACUUCCAUCAGCAUCUCGACGUGUCCUUCAGCCGCGCACGCCCACUCCUCACGGCGGUCACUUGCACCAUCUUCAUCUCCUCAGCGAUGAUCGUAUGCAAUCGCUUGCCGCCAGCGACGGACGCGCAAACAUCAUCCAGAUCGAUCAGUACGACACUUGUCCCGCCCAUCCACGCCCACGAUGGUGCCGCUCAAACGCUCUCGACCACGCCUGGCGUCAUCAAGGGCCGGAGAAAGCCACAUCAACAUCGCACGGCCGUCUCAUACGCACACACUAGGUCCAGCUCCCAAGCCUCAUCCAUCGCCUCUCAGACCUCGUCCAUCCCGUGGCCAUCAAAGGAGAACCAUGAUCCCAGCGCAGAGCAGCGUGGCUCCACUCCUCCUUAUGCGUGCACACCAGCAGAGUCCCACGCCCACCCUCACGCCACCGCCAGCACCGAUGCCUCGAUCAUGAGGAAGAGACGUCGCCCUCCUACCCCUAUAGGCUCGUCAUCCUCUACCUCCUCGCCGCCCCCGAACAUCUUCCGCAGACGUAUCAGGUACAGCUACGAGCAGAUCAAGAAGACCAUCUCGCCUGGCGGGAGCAAUGGGUCCACCACCAUCAAGGAACGACUCAAGGUGCGUGAGCAGCCAAGGCGAGGCCAGUCAACCAAGACCAACGGCAGUCACACAAGCAGCAGCGAUAGCGGUAGCGGAGAGGGAAGCAAUCGAUCCUCACGCCGCGUGACAGCUUGGCUCAAGACUACCACAACCACUACCACUACCACAUAUUCUUCUCGUUCUGCUCGCCCAAGCCCUCCACCAGGGCCAGCUGGCACCUUCGGCCCGUCAUUCGGCAAGAUCUUUGGCGACACGCACUUCUCUGGCGUCAUGCCACCCGGCACCGUCUGCCCUACUUUCGUCUCGCCCCCUAUCCACGGCAAUGGUACCGGUGACGCUCGGAGCAACGAUGACAGCUCUUCUACCACAGUUCGUUAUCACGGCGGUGCACGUCUCUUCAGCCGUGAGCUCGUCGAACGUCAGCAGCCCAAGACGCUCACCGGUGCCGCCGACCUCAGCAUGUAUCUCGACCCGCUUUACGGCAUACCAGAGUCAACACGCUCCCGCGAAGAGAUCAAGCGUCGCAAUGCCUUUGAGGAGGAGAGGCGUGGUAUGCUCCAGGAGGCUAAUCUGAGGGCAAGGAGGCAUACGACCACGGCUGCCGCGCUCACCGACAUGCCAGCAAAGGCGGAGGCGUUGCGUGCAGCGAUGAAGGUAGCUACCGCUGCAGCUAUGCCCCAGGUUGAUGCCACAAGUUCGCAUGACCGCGCACACCACUCCAGAAAAGAGCUGCCUCCCGACUCGCCGCGUCCUCACGCUAGGCAACCGACCCAACGAGCACGCCUGCGCACAGACGGGAGCACCGUAGGCAGCGAGGACGUCCAAAUCCUCGCAGGCAUUCCGAACUCGCUUUCAUUCGCGCGUAACCCCGCUGCUACGGCAGACGCUACGCCUCGACUCGCGCCGCAGUCUCAUCGUCACCACAUUUCCAUCGUACCACCGACGCCGCUAGCUGAAGUCGAGAUGCUGGAAGCAGACCGCCCAUCUCCUGCAGCCCUGUCAUCAAGCAUGGACUGCUACGAGCCAGAGGCUGGUGCAGAGCUCGAGGCAGCAGACAAGACCUCUUCAAUCCCUCCAGCCAUGGCCGACGUCGACACGGAUGUGGCAAUGCACACUGCUGAGUACCGCGAUUCUUCGCAGGGCCACGAAGCGGUCGAGGAGCAAGAGGACGAGACGGAGCAGAUGCAACGCCUUCUUAUUGCACAACGCCUGAUGAAUCAAGUCAUCGCUCAGCUCAGGGUCUCAGCGGCCGGGUCUGCGGCUACGUCUCCGCCCACCGGUCGUCAAGGGCCACCUCAUGCUCAUUUGUCUCGCACAAGUCUCGACUCGCCUGGCAUUGGCCGUGCUCUUCCGCCCCACCUCAUGUCAGAGAGUAGACGUAGUCUCGCUCGAGAGCUUGUAGGCAAUGGUGAUGUGGAGCGAAGCCAGGACAUCUCAACAGCCGCCCUCGCCAACAACAGCAGCGGUGAGAUUGCACGUCCCAUGCACUCAACUCCUUCUUUUCAAUUCAACAUCUCCACCUUCGGGAUCAUCGGGCACGAUGAGAGCACGAGCACGAGCACGGGCACGGAGAGUGCGAGCAUGAGCAGGAGUAGGAGUAGGAGCAGCGCAUCUCCUUUCCCUGGCCCGAUCACGCCAUCCCUCGAGGGAUGCGGGCCUACUCUCCCGGCUGGAUUCACACCGCAGAAGGAGGAUGAGCACGGAGAAGAUCCCUUUGCGUACUCUCUGCGUGAUGCCGAGAUGGAUAGCAGCGUUGCUCCUGCUCCUUUACCAGCUGCUCAAGAUUUCGCUGUCGCAGAGCCAGCCAAUGCCACGAGCGAGUCGCUCCAGUCAUGGUUUGACACCAACUUCGCCCACAUCAUGCUAGGCCCACCUCCCUCUUCAUCGUCUUUGACCUCUGCGCCGGUGUCCCCUCUGACGAGAUCGGAGCCGAUUGCCAUUCUCGCUCCGAGCCCAAGUCACGCUCACGGCUACCAGCAUCAAGACGGCUCGCAAUCACUCGAGGGACCACCAGUGCAACUCACCGGCUUCCUCGCACCGCUCCGCCGCAAUGCGGGUACACCUGAGGACUUCGCUCCACUGGCCUCGAUGACCUUGACGGGUAAUAUGCAGGAGGUUGCCGCUGAAGCAGAAGCCGCUCUCGCUGCUGCUGCGGCCGCUGCUGCUGGUGGCAAUGCGGGAGGUGACUCGACAACGCACGAGUCGUUCAUCACUGCUCCGCAGGCCAGCGUGCGGUAUGGUCUCGUGCCCGAGGAUGUUAUGCCUGAAGCCGCUGAGCCACACGUCGAGCCUCAAGCAACAGACGACAUCAAUCGAGCGUACGUUACCGACCUCAUUCUGGGCACGACCGACAUUAGCAGAGACGUCCAUACCAUUACCGUCGCCGAGUGGAGCAGUCAUCUCCAGGGAAACCAAGCAUUCUUGCGCUAUGUCAACGAGCUGACGAGGUGGGAGCGAGGUUCACGCUCUACUACACCCCCGAGCCCGAGCAUGGCUCUCUACUCUCACGGAGAGGCUGGCGAAGAGCCACCCCUGCCACUUGAGAUUGACGACAACGACUUGGCGAUGUAUGCGCGACUCUUCUCUGGAUUCGCAUACGGUGACGCGGCUACGGCAGGGCAGCAGCAGAACAACAACUCGUCUGCGGAGCACCUCCAAGACUCGAGCGGCACGGCAACCCUCAUCAGCUCUGGUACGCAAUCCUCCUUCCCUCUUCCACCCCUGCGCACGCCCUCUGGUCGCCAAUGCCCUCAGGCAACGAGGACCCCGUCUCCCGGGCUCUUCUACAGGACCACGGAAUCUGUGCGCGCCGCUCAGGACCGUCUUGUGGAGCUGAGGCGCUCUUCGCAAGGUGCGAGUGCGAGGGAGCAUCGGAACGUGGUGCUGUCGAGCGAUGGAGAUGCGACCUUCGACCUCGACCCUGAUAGCUUCAUUUGGUGGAGACCAUGGGAGGAGCUGCCGGCUGGCGAGGGUGAGACGGAGUGGCAGGAAGAGCUCGGCAAUGCUCACACGCUCACUUCACCUGGCACUCUCGAAGCAGACAUCAUGAGGCACGGCUGUACGCAUGAGGAGAUGGAAGCCGUCACAGCUAUCAUGAUGCUGGCUGAGCGCGGCGGCAGCGAGAGUGUCCAAGGUCGCGUCGAGGACACCAACACUGCAUCUUCAGAUGCUCUCGGUUGCUCAUCUCCUUCGCCGCUCAUCCUGCCAUCGCCAAUCUCAUCCCCUUCGACUCGCUUCAGCCUCACCAGACGUCUCAGCGCCACGGUGGACAGGCUGCGUCGUCGCUCUGCCAACCUUCUCAGCGGCGGCACUUCUUCCACUACCAUUCAGGAGCAAGAGGCUUCCGGCGACACCGUACUCGGGAGCAGUUUCAUCCGAAACACACCACCGCCUGAGGCUUUGCGCUCGCUUCAGGCGAAUACAGACACAGCUGAGGAGCAGGACAGCGCAGAACAGGGCAUCGGUGGCGGAGCUCGUGGUCGUGGCCGUAAGCUUUCGCGCCUGCGACCUCUCUCAUCAGCAAGGCUAAGGCUACCGCGCUCGGAACGCCUCACCUUCUUUUCUUUGCGCUCGGCUUCACCUCCUGCUCGCGACGUCGAGCAGGACGACGACCAGCAGCUGCUUCAGCGUCACAACGGCCGCGCAUCCGGAUCCGCCCGGGAGGCAGACGCUGACGAAGAGUCAGAUGACGGUGUGCCCUCUUCUCCUUCGCUCUCAUCAAGCGUCGCGAGCCAGAUCGUUCACCGCUUCAGGUCAUCAACCUCCCUCUUCGCUGCGGCUCGCCGUAGCAAGCGCAAUAGCAGGCCGAGCUCCUCUCGGCCCCUCACGCACGCAGCAAGUGACGCGUCCAUGCGCACUGCUUCCACUGCAGCUUCGCUGAUGGCCGUGCCAGCUUCACCUUCUUCGCCUCUCAAUCGUCUUGCACCGGAGCCGCCCGCAUCCAUCCCGAGAAAGAGGUGGAGCACCUUCUUCCGCGGCUCAAGCAAGGCCAGCAGCAAUGCCAGUACCAGCAAUGCCAGCGGAAGGCUGGAUGCAGCUGCCCCAAGUCCGAGCUCGAGUCGAUUCCCUACUUCAUCUGCUGCCCCUGCUCGCAAACGUCGUAGCGUCAACGGAUUCAUCGACCCGACGACGCCCAUGGCUGUGCGUAUCGCUACCGAAGGGGAUCUGAGGUCGGGGGAGUACGAGGGGCUGCUCGGGAGCAGUGAGAGCGGGAGUAUGUUCAACGACCGCGACUGGGGCCGGGACCAUUAUGAUGACAUGAUGGAUGUAGACGCUGAUCACGAGACGGCCGUAGGAGACGUACCCAUUACUGCGGGGGCGCAUGAGGCCGAAGCCGACCUCACGCCCACACGCGGCGUCCCUACCAUCGGCAUCUCAGCCCCAGACUCGACAAGCAGCCUCGCCACAGCCGCUCAAGCCACAUGGGACGAGGCAAUGGCCAUGAGCGUCGAACGUCAGCCUCGCGCCACCGCCACCAUCACCAAUGGCCCCUGCACCCCGGACAAUUCGUCCAUCCCCUGGCCAACAGUCUGGGCAGAUCUGUCGCCCUCUCAGCGAAGGCACUGCCGCGUACAAUUGGGCGAGCAGUACACGCAGACGAGCGAUUAUGAGUAUCAUCCCUCCUUUACCGCCAACGGCGAGCAGGGACAGACAAGCACGCAGACGUGCGACUACGACGACUCUGCAGUCGAGCCUGGCACGUCGGACUACAUGGCGGAUAGUGGGCAUCAUGAGUCGGUGACGACGGUCAAAGCGGCCCGAGCAGUGGGGACAGCGAGCGCCGAGGGCAGUGCGAUUGAGCUUGAGGAGGAGAGUGAAGAUCAGCCGGCACCUCCUCCCCUUCCCCCUGCAGCACCACAAACACGCUCGGAGUCUGGCUUUGGGUCCAUGUCCACCAGCACUUCGACCGAGUCCUCGGCCUUCUUCUGCGCUUGGAGUCAGGUCGGACUGCGUCGCUCUUCAUUCUAAGAGGGCUAAGGCAUCAUCCAGCUGUGGCGUUCGUGGCUCAUUUCAUCUAGCCUUGCCUGUCGUCCGGUAUCAAGUCUCGUGAUCCUCUCGUAUCUGCUGGAAAGUAUCUUGCUCCUUUUCUC